Messenger RNA from Penicillium macrosclerotiorum, 1053 nucleotides. RefSeq names its product putative C6 transcription factor. Lineage: Eukaryota; Fungi; Ascomycota; Eurotiomycetes; Eurotiales; Aspergillaceae. Bases 1 to 1053 code for a protein of 350 amino acids. The record is from RefSeq and is a predicted model, not a curated record. The transcript is spliced from 3 exons.
AUGGCCCAGUUACACCUCACUCCAAUGAUCGAUGGUUCCAACGCUGUGAAUAGUAAAACCAUGGCCUAUACAUGUCUUUGGAUUCGAGACAAUUUUUGCGAUGAUCAAGAACCUCAUAGUAUGAUCAAGAUCCUGACCUUCUUUUUCUUGCAUGUUUAUCAUGCGAAGGUGAAUCAAAGAACUUCUGCUAUGAUGUACAUACAAGAGGCUAUUUUUAUGGCCCAAAGCAUGUUUCUGGAAGAAGAUGAUAUGUCAUCUCCAGAACCCAACAACGUCCUGGAUCUGAAUGAUGAUAUCAUUUCAAACAAAGAACUUAUUUUCCCUCUGCUAUGGGUCUCAGAAAGAGGAUAUUCACUGCAUCUCGGCGUAACCCCUUCAUAUAAUGGAAUACCGUCGUUGAUGAAUCUGGAGAAUGGUGCUAUUACCAACAUUCAUAUUCGUGGUUUUCUUGACCUGGUAAGAUUGUUCAUCGCCUUCGAUCAUAUAUCUGUGACACAUAAGUCGAAUAUGGGAGAAAAUUCAAUCACGGACUUUGUGAUGAUGGAAACUAAGCUAUCUGCUCUGGGGCCAAUCAAGACGGAAGUCUCAACCCGGGCGGCAGAUUGCCACAUUACACGAGAAUGGAUGAGAACUAUGAUAUGGCAAGAGGCUUUGUCGCAGGGACUCUUGUCUUCCUCCUCGCCGAAUACCAUUAUGACUUUCGGGUUUCCCGCACAAGUUGGUCACGAUCUACUUCAAUCCCUAAAAUGGUUCUCUGAAGCCGAUUUGCUACCUUUGGGGCGGGACCAGAAGCUUCUGCCAUUUUUGGAACAUGAUGAAGCUUUGAACUCCAUACUUCGAACCAAGACUGCUGAAAUUCUUAUCACAGCACCGGCACGUCUACUAGCAAUAGACCUGGGUCAUGAUAUUCCUCAGUCUCAUCGACUAAGAGAAAAUGAUGGCUAUGCCAUAAAUAUUGAGUCAAAACAAAUGAGUGAAGAUUCUUCUGUAUUUGCCAAUAUUCGCAAAGAAAUGGAUAGCCCUGCGGGCGGUCAAACCUUGAAUUUGUUAUGA